This is a messenger RNA of Seminavis robusta, 585 nucleotides long. The record is from the annotation of a GenBank genome assembly. Lineage: Eukaryota; Bacillariophyta; Bacillariophyceae; Naviculales; Naviculaceae.
AUGAGCAACCAAGAUGAUGCUACCAAUCCCUCCCGCUUGGGCGACGCAAGUAUGAAGCAAGCUCCUCCUAGUAAUAUGAACAUCCCUCCAAGCUACGUUUUGUUUGGCGUUUCCCUGCCAUUUUACAUGAGAGCCUACCACCUGUACCACCACAGCCCUUUGGAUACCCUGGUUGGAAAGGUUGCUCAAAGGAGCAACAUUACAAUGGCCGACCUAAAGGAUGCAGAUAUCAGCGUCAAGAGAGCUGUGGGAUUUUCUGUGGCUGGUAGGGCCCUGAAAGUAGCAACAUUAGUCAGUGUCGGAUCCUUUGGAAUGUUUGGUGCUGCCGUAUUUUUCAUUGGUGACUGGAAAAGCCUUGAGGAAGGUGUUGUCGCGUCUCGUCGAUGGGCCCAGAGCAAACGAAAGACCCUCGACAAGUUUCUGGGUGUGGAAGAACGAGUCGAUGAGGAUCAUCCAGAAGUCGUUUCCCGACGAAAUAUGACAAUACAAGAAGAAUCCCAAUUGUUGGCAAAGCGCUAUUGGGUAUCAAGAGAAACUUCUUCCGCUCAGGAGGCACCCGACAAUCAACACCCAAAAGCAGAAUAA